AUGGCGCCUAACCCGUUCACGGCCAGGCUGGCCGCCCGAAUCGCCAUGUCGUACGGGCCCAGCGUCAGCUACAUAAUGCUCAUCCGCGUGGCCAUACUGUUCUUCCGGCCCGACAUCGAGGACGUCGAUCACCGGCUGACGGACCGCCGGAUCGCCGAGAUCAGGGACAAGUACGACUUCGUGGUGAUCGGCGGCGGUUCCGCUGGUUCCGUUAUGGCCAAUCGCCUGUCCGAGAACGCCAACUGGACGGUUCUAUUAAUAGAGGCCGGAAUUGACGAACCGGCAUUGUCAGACAUACCAUUGCUGUAUCCUUCCCUCCAGCGCACGUCUGUUGAUUGGCAGUACAAAACAGAACCCAGUGAUUCGUCUUGCUUGGGCUUCAACGGGAACCAAUCUAGCUGGCCCCGAGGCAAAGUCAUCGGGGGCAGCAGUGUCCUGAAUGCCAUGUUCUAUGUCAGGGGCAACCGGAAGGACUACGACGCAUGGCAAGACGCCGGAAAUGAGGGCUGGGGUUACGAGGACGUGUUGCCGUACUUCAUCAAGUCCCAGGACAUGAGGAUACCGGAGCUCGUGGAUUCCAAGUACCAUGGCACAGGAGGAUACCUGAGCGUGGAGCAUUUCCGUUCGCACUCACCGAUCGUGCACAAUUUUUUGGAGGCCACCAAGGAAUUCGGUUAUGAUGAAGUUGAUAUAAACGGUCACAGUCAGACAGGAUUUACGCGAUCUCAAGGAACUCUAAGAGACGGGUUGAGAUGCAGUACGGCCAAAGCGUUUUUGAGGCCAAUCAAAGACCGUCCAAACCUUCACAUCAGCUUACACACGCAUGUUUUAAAAAUCGUGAUCGAAAACGACCGAGCCACGGGCGUGCUGAUAUCCAAACUGGGGACAAUACCGACGCUGGUGAGAGCCGAGAAAGAAGUGGUACUGUCGGCGGGUGCAAUUAAUUCGCCCCACCUGUUGAUGUUGUCCGGUAUAGGGCCUGCUGAUAAGAUACGUAAGGCCGGCGUUGAAAUCACCAAACACAUACCCGGAGUGGGACAGAACCUGCAAGACCACAUUGCGAUGGGUGGGGUCACAUAUUUGUUCGAUUCACCAGAUGAAUCCAACCCCCUCGGUCUGGGCAUAGUCUUGCCGAGAGUGUUGACGCUCAACUCAUUCAUCCAAUUCUUCAGGGACAAAAUGGGACCACUCUACAGGAUACCACUUGGCGAAGCCAUGGGUUUUGUAAACACGCGCUACAACGAUGAUUUCGACUGGCCAGACGUUCAACUUUUUAUGGCAACGGCCGGAGACAACGACGAUGGUGGUCUAUUGAACAAACGAGAUGUGGGCAUCACCGACGAGUACUACGAUCAAGUUUUCGAACCCAUACUAUACCGAGACGCAUUCACGAUAGCACCGUUGGUGCUGAGACCGCACAGCCGAGGCUACAUAGAGAUCACAAGUUCUAACCCGUACGCGGCCCCAAAAAUCGUGCCAAACUACUUCAGCGACCCACGGGAUGUCAGAACCAUGGUAGAGGGUGCCAAAAUUGGAUAUGCCAUCAGCCGUACAGUGGCCAUGAGCAAGAUCAACACAACUUUACAUAACAUCCCUACACCAGGAUGUGAGUGUUACGAGUUUUUGUCCGACGAAUACUGGGAAUGCCAGGCCCGUCAUUACACGAUGACAAUUUACCACCCAGUCGGCACGUGUAAGAUGGGUCCGGUGGACGACGAGUAUGCCGUGGUGGAUGAGCGGUUGAGGGUGAGGGGCAUCAGGGGCUUAAGGGUUGUUGACGCGUCUAUAAUGCCUACGAUAGUUAACGGAAACACCAACGCUCCAACGAUUAUGAUCGCGGAAAAGGCUUCCGACAUGAUCAAGCAAGAUUGGGCCGGACACACGCAAACACUUAAGACACGGUAUAUCAAGAAGACGGUCAGGAAAUGGUGGUAA
Molecule: messenger RNA, 1935 nt
Organism: Macrosiphum euphorbiae (potato aphid)
Lineage: Eukaryota; Metazoa; Arthropoda; Insecta; Hemiptera; Aphididae
Source: the annotation of a GenBank genome assembly